GCGGGCACCGUGUCAUCUGGCAAGGCAGUGGGCUCCGAGUCAACAGGCACGACAGCGGGCACCGGGUCAUCAGGUACCAGAUUGUCUGGCUCGACAGCGGGCAUCGGGUCACCAGGUAUGACAGCGGGCACUGGGUCACCAGGCAUCAGGUCAUUUGGCUCGCCAGCGGGCACCGCGUCAUCUGGCAAGGCAGUGGGCACCAAGUCCCCAGGUACGACAGCGGGCUCUGAGUCAAUUGGCACGACAGCGGGCACCGGGUCACCAGGCAUUGGAUCAUCUGGCUUGACAGCGGGCAUCGGGUCACCAGGCAUCAGGUCAUUUGGCUCGCCAGCGGGCACCGCGUCAUCUGGCAAGGCAGUGGGCACCGAGUCACCAGGUACGACAGCGGGCUCUGAGUCAAUUGGCCCGACAGCGGGCACUGGAUCAGGUACCGGAUCGUCUGGAUCAACAGCGGGUAUCGAGUCAACUGGC
Molecule: messenger RNA, 471 nt
Organism: Staurois parvus
Lineage: Eukaryota; Metazoa; Chordata; Amphibia; Anura; Ranidae
Source: the annotation of a GenBank genome assembly